AUGAGCAAGAAAUUUCCAGGCCACCUGUUUUGGACAUUCUUCUUGUUGCUGAACUUUGUACCUCGGUUAUAUACCCAACCCGAGGCAUCAAAUAACACCAUAAGAAAAUAUGUUAGUGUUGGUGUGACUCUUGACAUGGGAUCAUGGUUAGGUAAUGCUGUGCUAACUAUCAUUAAUAUGUCGGUUUCUGAUUUCUACGCUCUCAACGGGCACAAAUAUGAGACGAUGAUACUUCUCCAUCUAAGGGACUCUAAGGGUGACCCUCUCCGUGCUCUCUCUGCGGCUCAUGAUCUUCUAGAAAACAGCAAGGUGGAAGCCAUUGUUUCCAUUCCAGAAUCUUUAACUCAAGCUGAAUUCCUUGCCAAACUAUGUGACAGAUAUAAAGUUCCUUUGAUGUCAAUUGCCACAACUCCAUCUUCAUCCUUUUCAAAUCCUCACUACAUUCAGAUUGCUACAGAGCGGAAAACUAUGGCUGAAGGCAUUGCUGCAAUAAUGACCUUCUUUGAAUGGAAAAAUGUUGCUUUCGUUUCAGAAGACUCCGACAGUGGGAGAGAAAUGCUCUCUGUUCUAUUGAGUACUUUCCAGGAGACAAAUAUCCAGAUCGCUUACACUCUCUCAAUUUCUUCAUCAGCAACCGACGACGUAAUCAACCAAGAGCUCAAGAAGCUGAUGGAUGUGGGAACAAAGGUGUACGUGGUUCACAUAUCAGCGUCAUUUGCAUCACGUCUAUUCCUAAAUGCAAAACGGUUGAGGAUGAUGAGUAAAGAAUAUGCUUGGGUAUUAACUGACGAGGUCUUAAACCUAAUAGAUACUCUAGAUUCCAGUGUCUAUGAGACACUGCAAGGAGCCAUAGGUUUAAGGUCUCACAUCCCAUCGUCAAACAAGAUUCAAAACAUCACAAGGAGAUGGAAGAAAGAAUUAUGGUCAAAGUUUCCUGAUGUUGAAUUGGUAAAGACAAAUAUUUUUGGUUUAAGAGCAUAUGAUACAAUCUGGGCACUUGCAGAAGCAGUUGAGAGGGAUGGGGUCCGGGUUGCCAAUGACGAACCACAUGUCCAGAGUGACUCAAGUCUUCUUGAUGAGAUAUUGCAAACUAAUCUCAGGGGGAUAAGCGGACCGUUCAAACUUGUCAAUGGAAGACUGAACACAAGCCAGUUUGAAUUAGUUAAUAUGGACAUCGGGGCAAUCAGAAGAGUUGGCUUCUGGACAACAACAGAUGGAAUCGCAAGGGAACUGCAUCGUCCUACCAGUGGAGAGAAAGAUCUCCAGGUCAUUAUAUGGCCAGGUGGUUCAGUAACUCCCCCAAAGGAGAUAACCAACAAUAGGAGGCUUAUAGUUGCUGUUCCCGUUAAUCAUUUUGGAGAACUGAUAUCCGUGGUAUACGAUCCAAAAACCAAUUCAACAACUAUCGAUGGCUUUUGCAUAGAGGUGUUCGUUGCUGCCAUGAAAAGACUUGAAGAUGAGAUAGCUUAUGAAUUUGUCCCUUAUCUUGAUUCGAGUGGAGCAAUGACAGGAACCUACAAUCAUCUCAUAGACAGCAUUUAUCUUGGGGAGUACGAUGCCGCAGUGGGAGAUAUAACAAUCACAGCCAACAGAUCCUUGUACGUUGAUUUCACAUCAACAUUCACUGACAUUGGUAUUGGGAGGAUGGAGCAUCAAAUUCAUACGACGAACAUGUGGAUUUUCUUGAAGCCCCUCCACUCGAACCUAUGGCUAACUACUGCUUGUUUCUUCAUCAUAACUGGACUUGUCGUCUGGGUCAUUGAGCGUCCCAUAAACGAGGAAUUCCAGGGUUCACUAUCACAGCAAGUUGCCACAGCCCUGUGGUUCUCCUUAUCCACAAUUGUUUAUGCUCACAGAGAAAGGCUGAUCAGCAACCUGUCAAGGUUUGUUAUCGUCAUCUGGAUCUUUGUGGUGCUUAUACUGACUACAAGCUACAGUUCCACAUUAACCUCAAUGCUAACUGUCCAACAGAUAGAAUUAGUAUCAAAAGGUAAGAGCUAUGCAAUAGGAUAUCAAGCUGGGUCAGGGAUCAUAUUCAACAAUUUGAACUUUGCAGACACAAAGGUAUAUAGUACACCCAAUGAAUACGCAGAAGCCUUAUCGAAUGGAACUUUGGCUGCUAUCAUUGAUGAAAUUCCAUACAUUAAGUUCUUCCUUGCUAAGUAUCCAUCUAGUAACUAUGUCAUGGUAUCUUCGGAACCUCUCACCAGUGGCUUUGGCUUUGUCUUUCCAAAAGGUUCGCCAUUGGUUUCUCAGUUAUCAAGGGCAAUAGCCCAACUAAGAGAAGAAGGAGAGCUUUCAAGGAUUGAGCAUAAUUGGCUCAACCCGCAUUCCUCUUUUGCAAUAUUCAUGCGAGAAGAUAAUUCAACUACAAGCACCCCAGCCUCAUUAAAGCUUCAGAGCUUUAAAGGCUUGUUUCUUAUCACUGGAAUUUCCUCUACGUCAUCCCUUGUCAUAUUCUUGGUCAAAUCACUAUGCCAAGAAUGGCGUGAUAAAUUUAGGGAAAUCAAAAUGAGAAUUCUUAGGAAAUUUGGUGUAUGGCUUGUAUUGCUUAAGGAUAGGUCCAUCCGCAAUGUGUAG
Molecule: messenger RNA, 2580 nt
Organism: Impatiens glandulifera
Lineage: Eukaryota; Viridiplantae; Streptophyta; Magnoliopsida; Ericales; Balsaminaceae
Product: glutamate receptor 1.3-like
Exons: 5
Coding region: 1-2580 (859 amino acids)
Cellular component (GO): plasma membrane
Molecular function (GO): glutamate-gated receptor activity
Source: RefSeq, a predicted model, not a curated record